Molecule: messenger RNA, 9059 nt
Organism: Balaenoptera musculus (blue whale)
Lineage: Eukaryota; Metazoa; Chordata; Mammalia; Artiodactyla; Balaenopteridae
Gene: KCNJ12
Product: potassium inwardly rectifying channel subfamily J member 12
Exons: 4
Coding region: 428-1711 (427 amino acids)
Biological process (GO): regulation of monoatomic ion transmembrane transport; potassium ion import across plasma membrane
Cellular component (GO): plasma membrane
Molecular function (GO): inward rectifier potassium channel activity
Source: RefSeq, a predicted model, not a curated record
AGCCGCGCCGACCGGAGCGUGCGCCCCGCGACCGGGGGCGCCGUCCAGGCGCGCGCCCCCGACCCGCGACCGGACCGGGGCGAUUGGCGCCCCGCACCGACGCGCCCCUCAGCAUGGAGCGCCCCCGGGGGCUGCCCUGAGGCGGCGGCGGCGAUGCAGGCAGCGCGGCGGCUGCCGGGGCCAGGAACGGCCGCCCGGAGCUCGGAGGACGCGGAGCGCGCCGCGCCCGGGGCACUGACCGAGGGUCUUCCAGCCGCUGAGUCCUCUCCAGCUGGUGCCUGGGACAUGGCAGCCGCUGCUCGUGCAGCCUUGAAGACAGUCACUCGCCUGGUGAGCACCGUCACUUAGGAGACAGGAUUCCAGAGGAGCUGUCCCGCCUGGAGCCGGCCCGGGGGCGAGCUGGGGUCCCACCGCCCCCGCCCCCGGGAUGACCGCAUCUGGCCGUGCCAACCCCUACAGCAUCGUGUCGUCCGAGGAGGACGGGCUGCACCUGGUCACCAUGUCGGGCGCCAACGGCUUCGGCAAUGGCAAGGUGCACACUCGGCGCAGGUGCCGGAACCGCUUCGUCAAGAAGAACGGCCAGUGCAACAUCGAGUUCGCCAACAUGGACGAGAAGUCGCAGCGCUACCUGGCCGACAUGUUCACCACCUGCGUGGACAUCCGCUGGCGCUACAUGCUGCUCAUCUUCUCGCUGGCCUUCCUUGCCUCCUGGCUGCUGUUCGGCGUCAUCUUCUGGGUCAUCGCCGUGGCCCACGGGGACCUGGAGCCGGCCGAGGGCCGCGGCCGCACGCCCUGCGUGCUGCAGGUGCACGGCUUCAUGGCGGCCUUCCUCUUCUCCAUUGAGACGCAGACCACCAUCGGCUACGGGCUGCGCUGCGUGACCGAGGAGUGCCCGGUGGCCGUGUUCAUGGUGGUGGCACAGUCCAUCGUGGGCUGCAUCAUCGACUCCUUCAUGAUCGGCGCCAUCAUGGCCAAGAUGGCGCGGCCCAAGAAGCGCGCGCAGACGUUGCUGUUCAGCCACAACGCGGUAGUGGCGCUGCGCGACGGCAAGCUCUGCCUCAUGUGGCGCGUGGGCAACCUGCGCAAGAGCCACAUCGUGGAGGCCCACGUGCGGGCCCAGCUCAUCAAGCCCCGGGUCACGGAGGAGGGCGAGUACAUCCCGCUGGACCAGAUCGACAUCGACGUCGGCUUCGACAAGGGCCUGGACCGCAUCUUCCUGGUGUCGCCCAUCACCAUCCUGCACGAGAUCGACGAGGCCAGCCCGCUGUUUGGCAUCAGCCGGCAGGACCUGGAGACGGACGACUUUGAGAUUGUGGUCAUCCUGGAGGGCAUGGUGGAGGCUACGGCCAUGACCACACAGGCCCGCAGCUCCUACCUGGCCAACGAGAUCCUGUGGGGCCACCGCUUCGAGCCUGUCCUCUUCGAGGAGAAGAACCAGUACAAGAUCGACUACUCGCACUUCCACAAGACAUAUGAGGUGCCGUCCACGCCCCGCUGCAGCGCCAAGGACCUGGUGGAGAACAAGUUCCUGCUGCCCAGCGCCAACUCCUUCUGCUACGAGAACGAGCUGGCCUUCCUGAGCCGCGACGAGGAGGACGAGGCGGACGGAGAGCAGGACGGCCACGGCCCCCAGGCCAGGCGCGACUUUGACAGACCCCAGGCCGGCACCGCCCUCGAUCAGCGGCCCUACAGACGGGAGUCCGAGAUCUGAGCCGCCAGCGGCCAAGAAUAACAUUUUGAAAUGCACAAAAUGAAAUACCUCUGGUUGCAGAGGAAACCCAUCCUCGUGCAAAGCAGUUACCAAAAUACAAACGAAAAAAUUUGUGGGAUAUUAAUAACCACAUUUCCUCACUAACCGCUGAUGCCAGCUUCCUGGUGGUGAGCACAGCCUCACUGUCGGGGGUCCCAGAAAGUCACUGACGAAGAAACACCCCCAUUCUGCAGGCAGCAGAAUCGCCUCCAUCCAUAAACGAAGAGGACGGCAAAUUUCCAUUUGAGGUGAGCAACACGGAGAUGGACAUGUUUCUCGUCCCAGUACAUAUGCCCCCGGGUUUUCCCCUGAGCCCUGGUGGGCGUGCGGGCCCGGGUUCAGGCCCUGCAGGCCCAGUGGUUUGGAGACAGGCUUGCUGCUGUCAGGCAGGACAGGGGAACUUUGCUGACAGAGGCCCGAGAAUAAAUACCGUAGGCUUUGUGGCCGUGAGGUCUCUGGAAGCGGCGUGGCUCUGUUGUAGCAUGAAAGCAAACCCGUUAGUUAUUAGUUACUGUGUUCAAAUAAAACCUCAUUUAUGGACACUGACAUCCGAAUUUCAUAUAUUUUUCACAUGGCGCAAACUAUGACUCUUCCUUUGAUUCUGCCCCCAACCCACAAUCAUUAAAAAAAUGCAAAAACCAUUCUUAGCUAAAGGGCCAUACAGAAACAGGCCGUGGGCUACAUCAGAACCUCCCAGAGGGCUUCUUUAAACUCACAGCACCAUGAGUUCUGAUUCAUCUGGCCGGUGGCAGUCCCCAAAUGUGCAUUUCUAACAAGUUCCCAGGUGAUGUUAAGCAGUUAUGGGGGCCUCACCUUGAGAACUGCUGUUUUUCUGCCUGGGGGGAAGGAGCCCCAGAGGUUUGUGUGUUGACCCCCUGCUCUGGCUCUCUCACACGGUUAUAACCCAUUCCGGGUGUGAGUUUAGGUGGCCGGCGUUCCCUACAGAGGUGUCGAGCCGAGGUAGCCCCUCUCUGAUGUAGGAGAGGAAAAAGAUUGUUUUCCCGUCUAUCCUCCUAGGUCCUUCAGCUGGUACCCUGCAAAGUGGACUGACAAAAGACAGAUGAACAAGGGAAAAACAAGCAGAAGUUUAUCAACAUAUCCAUAGCACAUACACAUGGGAGAACUCAGUGAUGAGUGGCUGACAAGGAUGGUUAGAACUUAGAAUGUCAACAACGCUUUACAGAUGAGGAAACUGAGGCUCACGGAGAGGAAGGAGCGGGCCGGCCUCUCAGUGCUCAAGCCAGACCUCUGCACCUCGUUUCUGAUGCACCCUUUCUCUCCCUCACCUCCCACUCUAGUGCAAUACCCUGACCUUUAAAUUUUUAAAAUUUGUUUUCAGCCCCAAUACGUUUCUCCAUCCCGCUGCCACCACCCGUUCCAGGCCACUGUCCUCACUGACUUGGAUGAUUGCAGUUAUCUCCUCUCUGGUCCCCUGGGCCCCCUCGCCCUUCUCUACCUGCACAAAACUUUAGAGUCCCCUGGGCUUUGGGUCUGGGUGACCUGGGCUCCCUGACCCUGAUGGGUCCACUGGGGGUGCUGCAUGAAGGCUCCUCCAACAGGCAGAGAGUUUGGCUGCACCAAAAGGAGCACACCAGUUGCCUGGAUCCUGGCACCAUCCUCUCGGGGUGACCUGCCGGCCCCAGAUCCUCCCUGAAACCUCAGUUUCCGACACAUGAGGAAUGAGGCUCUCUGAGGCCCUGGGUCAGGCCCGCACGCUGAAGGGCUCUUCCUUUCCCUUCCCGGAUCGAUGCUGCUUCAGUGCUGAGGCCUGGGGCUGUUCCGAUUCCCUAGUGAGGCCCAGUGCAGAAAGUGAGCUGGAGCUUGGCGACCACAGCUCUGGGCCAGGGCAGGGCCCGAGGCUGUGUACUGUACAACCCCAGGGUGCCAUUCCCAACCUACUCAGCCGUGCACAGCAAUGGCAACUGCUGAGGCCUCUUGCCUCUCCUUGCUGCCUGCGGGCUCCGUGGGGAGGGAUCCGCAGCAUGUAUGGCAAGUAUGGUUUGGGAUGCCCGGGGCCCAGAUGGGAGCUGCUCCUGCAGACACCAGCAACGUUGUUUUGUGAACCUACUGGCCAGCUGGAAAGUGUUUGAAAGGGUGGUGCGGCCUCCUUCCAUCACACACACAUAAGCACAUACAGACCCACACAUACACGUGCACACACACCUAAGAUGUACACAAACACAUACACGCCCUAAACACACACACAACAGUGUACGUCGUAUUACACAGUAGUGCAAAAGAGCAGCCCCUGAUGCGUGCACCAACGUGAAGGGGCCUCACAGUCACAAAUGGAGACGUGCUCGAGUUCUAGGAUAGACAUGACUCUGUGGGGAUAGAAGUCAGGCUAGGGGUUGCCUGUGGGAGCAGGUGGGCCAGUAACUGAGUGUUGGGGGCAGAACUGGGCGGAUUUGGGCUCAGAGAACAGGCAGCACCUGGAUCUGGAGGGAUGGCCCGACGAGGAGAGGUUUUGGGUCCACGUGUCCUGCCCAGCAAAGAACAGGUUUUUAUCAGUGUAUGCAUUGCACACACACACGGGACAGCUCAGUGAGGAAAAAAGAUAGAUAGAUAUGUACAUAGAUAGACAGACAGACAGACAGACAGAAAAAGCAGACACAGAGGCAGAUAGGUAAAGUGACAGAACAAAAAACAUACAGCCUGAUAGAUGGACCAAGAGAUAGCAUCAGAAGGACGGACACAUAAACAGAUAUAUUAACAAAAGGACAGACAGAAAGACAGAUGGACGACACAUAGAGACAGACGGGCAGGAAUAUGGAUCGAGAGAUACAGGUGGACUAACAGACAAGUGAGGCAGACAGACAGACAGUAAAACAGACGGACAGGUAGACACGUACACACACAUCUGUACAUAGAGUCAUACACACACACAUGUAGAGACAGAGAGAGACGCACAGCCAGUGGAACAGAGGGGCAGACAGCAUUUUUUUCCUCUUUUUUUUUUUUCUGCCUUUGAAUAGAGUUCCUCUACUGGGGCCUCUGGGGACGAGGCCCUGUGUGGGGCACGGGGCCCGAGAAAGCCACUCCCACAAGAGGCGCCAUUAUAAGCUGACUGUUAACUGGGAGCCUUGGAUUCUGGGUGAAACGUUUUGAUGGCUUCGAAUGAUGUGAAGGGCAAAACAGGGUAGAUCUGACAUCUCGUAUGGCAUCAGAAUGCUUUCUGCUCUUUGAAUAUUUGACUAAGGAUAUACAUCAAGAAUUGUCAUAUUUUUAUUUUAUUUGUGCUUGUUUUGUGUUUAAGAGGAAACAUCCAGAAAAAUUCUACCCUGAAGCCUUUUUCCUGGAAUAUAUCUACUGGAACCAGCAGAGGGCAGGAAAUCAUUAGUCACUAGAUGGUGUUGCUUGGUCUGUGGACAGUAAAGUCAAGGGUUUCUUGAGCACUUGGUUAAUUAACUCCAGGAGCUGCGCACAGCCACCUACCCUUAAUGGACGUGCCGAGUCGUCAGUAUUUAUAGCGCUCAGCGUUUGUGCUCUUUCUCAGCAAUGAGAUAUCAGACGACGCAGCUGUUCUUCAGAGCAGGGUGGAAAAUCAACAAAUAUCCACUCAGUAUUAACUUUAUGGAUGGUCCAAUGGGGUUAUAUUGGAUAGAAUAAAGAACAACCCAGAAUGAAUAUCCUACUGAGAUUACCAACUUUAAGCUUAUUCUUUUUCCUUUAUAUUGCAUUACUUACUAAAUUCUGCAUUCACAGAAAUAAGUUGGCUGUUCAGAAAGAACGACUUUUGGAAGAUAAGGAAUCAAAGUGUAUCUGAGCUCGUUACAAUUGACGACCCCCCAGCAAUGUGGUCUCUUCAUCCAAUUGCUGGCAACAAUUAGACAGGUACUCAUCAGUAUUUACAGGUGACCUCUCACCCCUCCACCGCCUCCCCCCCACCCCCGUCAUCUCUAAUGUAAUUUGCAAUUAUAAAUGCAUCCUUAAGUUUUUACGACUUUGGAAUAAGUAGGGAUAGGCUGAUCUUAUCAUACGAAUAAGAUCAAGCAUGUUUCUCUUUGAACACGGAAAUUACGAAACAGAAGUAUUCCCGUUACAAUUAGCUUAGAGUCAAUAAAGUCUGCUGGAAUACUGAUGAAUGUGAAGAGUUAAGAAACAAACAGGAGGACUCAAGCUAGAACAACGAGCAGACAAUACGGUGCUUCAGGUAAAGGAAGGCACUCCGUGCCCUCUUAAUGAACCUCACCCUGUCCCAAAGCUAGCCACACUUGCAUUCUCUAUUGGGCUUUGCCAGUUUCUCGACCUCCAAGCAAUGCAAACACACAUUAGGUACUUUUUUAUAUCUAGCUUUUCCACUCAAGGUUAUGUCUGUGAAACUCAUCCAUAUUAUUUCGUGCAGGAAUCACUCAUUUCAUCAUUGCUAUGCACUAUUGUUUGAAUACAUCAAAAUAUAUGUGUCUGUUCGAUUACUGGCAUAAAAUUUUUAAUUAAUUUUUCUAGCUUUUGCGUACUUGCACGUCUUUUCUUGGACAUAAGCCAUAGUCUCUGUCGGGCUGUGUCAGAGGGGGUACGUAUGUAUGCUCAGCUGUAUAAAUACUGCCAAGCAGUUUUCCAAAGUUGCUGUACUAAUUUACACUCCCAUCAGCGAUGCUUAUCUUGCCAGUUUUAAAAUAUUUUAUUUAGUCUGUUUAAUUUUAGUCAUUCUGAUGUGUGUGCUGUGUAUGACAUAUUCAUUUGAAUUUCCUGAACAGUAAUGUUGUAGGAUUGGCUGUCCGAGGCUUCUAAGCCAUUUGGAUAUCAUCUUUUCUGAAGGGCUUGUUCAAACUUUUGAUUAUUUUUAAUUGGGCUCUCUUUAAAAAGAAAAUUGAUUUGUAGCAGUUCUUUAGACGUUCUGGGUAUGAAUCCUCUAUGGGAUAAAUGCAUUGCAAAUGCAUCGUUCCCGUUUGUGUCUAUUGUUUUUACCUAAAGUUCUUAAUCUUAACAAAGUCCAAUUUAGCAAUCUUUUACUUUAUGGUUAUUGCAUUUUUUGGGGUCCCAUUGGAGAACGCUUUUCUGACACCAAAUUCACAGAUGCUGUAACAGAAAGAAGACGCACUCCUAUGUUUUCUUCGAGAACCUCUGUAAUCCCACCUUUCGCCUGGGCAGGACCUUCUCCAAGGUCUGCGUCCCGGCUCUGCCAGGUGACGGCCCUUCCCCAAGGGCAUGGCCUCUGCGAGCCCGAGCCCUGUCCUUUGUUUCUGCGGCCUCGCGGGCGGCGCCAGCUCCCCGAGUGUGGCCUUUCUUGUCUCGGGUCCCCGCUGCGUGCUUCCCCAGCUCCCUACGUGCCCUGGUCUCUGUUAGACUAACUGGUACGGUUUCUGUUUUCCCAACUGGACAAUGACGAAACGAUUACUAACCUGGAAAAUGUAAACUAAAGCUACUUGCACUUCUCGUUACCUGUCUGAUGGGUAACAACUGAGAAGGUCAGCAAUAUCCAGGGGUGGUCAAACCAUGGGUAAAUAUAUAUACUUCUACGCUAUUUUGAGUACAUAUGAGUGCUAUUUUUUGAGGAGCCAUUUGGCGGUACAUAGUAAUAUUACAAUGUGUAUGGAUUUGACCCGUAAAUUUUCCUUCAUGCCACCCCUGCCUCUAGAGAAAGACGCUCACCUGAGUAGGAAGACUCUUACUGGCAUGAUCACCUACACGUGGUUUGGAUGUAAAUCGUCAUAACAGGACAGUUGUCAUACUGGCACCUCCGAUGUACAACAUGAGGUCGAUCUAUACGGCCCGAACAGGGCAGAUAGGGUAUGAAAGUGUUGAUCUGUACAGAGAAGCAUGUGGUAUAGUUGUAUAAAAUUAUGGCCCACAAAUGAUCUUGUCCUGCUGAGGGUUCCAGGCACUAAACUCUCAGUUCAGUAGAUGAGUGGUGCCCUAGGUCAUCUGAUGUUUGUAGGGGACCGGGGCUCUCGUGGGGGUGCUGCUGGACCAGGGGACCACCCAGCUGUGUGGUCCCUGCAGCACGGCCGCUGGCCAAGCCCGUAAAUUCAACACUGCUCAGAAUCUUUCCUUGGUUGUUCUGGUCGUCCUAAUCAUGCCGUGAGCAAGUAUGUCCCCGGGUAGUCUGAGGGCUGGGGCACAGGAUAAGGAGGCUGCUGAAGGCCCAGCAGGCCGUGCACAGCGGCCUCCGUGGAUAGCUGGCAACACGGAGAGGUUUGCCUCCCAGCGUGGUUGCCCCGCUGCCGCUUCUGUGAUUAUGUCAUUUUACAGAGCGAAGGGAUUUUGCGGAUGUCACUAAAGUUCCUGAUCAAUGACCUUUGGAGGGAUAAGACCCCAGUGGGCCUAAUCUCAUCACACGAGCCCUUGCGAACUGACUGCUUUCUCUGGCUACAGGCACAAGGGCAAGUCCGGGGCGUCCGGAGCUCAGCUGAGAGGGAGCUGAGCUGUUAGGUGUAAGUGAUUAAAGCCACAAGCCACAAAUGGAAGCGCUAAAGCUUUAAUCACUUACUGUGAUGAACGACGCAAGCAUCUACAGCUGUUCCAUUUUCCCCCAGGAAGUGGUGCGCCUGUUGAGGGCUAGGUAGAGCAGAGCCGCGUGGGGGUCGUCUUACUGCAGGGGGGAGCUCAGCAAAAGGCUCUGUCGGUUCUACGGACCCAAGGCUGAGGGUAGGUGUGAGGGGGUGGGCUCGGAGUGGAAACGUCCUGGGUACCAAGUCAGAGUGGGGAAAGUGCCUUCAAGGUUUCCCCUCCUCCCCGAAGGAGGCCUCACAGAGGCGCCUGGAGAAGACCCCUGUCCGAGGCUUCAGAUAAAGGGACCUGGGAAUGGAGGUGCUGGGGCUAGAAAUGUACAUUUGUGAGGAGCACUGCCAGCCAGGGGGCCUGAGCUCCUUGACUGUGGAGGGGAGCAAAAUCUGUCAUCCCAGAAUGUGUCUCUCUGGCAUGAGGAUUCAUUUAGGCUGAUUAUUUUAAGAAACAGAAGACUCAGGAAGUGUUUUUUUUUUUUUUUUUUUACCUCCCUCUUAGCUGCCUGUAGAAUUUAGAUAAAGGGUCUGUUCCUGGAACAGAGCUGUCACCAGAGAAAUCUGCAAAGAACGUGGGUUAUGUGUGGUGGGGAAACUCAGCAGAGCCUGGAGACCAGUGUCCAGUCUGCGUCCCACUUUCUCUGCAGGGCCCAGGAAACGGCGAUUUACCAAACAUCUGCAUGUCUGUCACCGGGUGAACUGUCUGCGUUCCCUUUGAAGCCCCAAAUCCCUACCCAACAUCCUCUAUGGUCUUAAGCUGAAGAUGGUAUUUAAGGUGAAGGUUUGGCCAUUGGCGAGUUACUCAGUUUCCCUGGGUCUCUCCCAUGGAUACAUGUUAUUAAAGUUUGUUUGAUUUUCUCUUGUUA